This is a messenger RNA of Nomia melanderi (Alkali bee), 3314 nucleotides long. It is a transcript of the gene Naglu, whose product is annotated as N-acetyl-alpha-glucosaminidase. Lineage: Eukaryota; Metazoa; Arthropoda; Insecta; Hymenoptera; Halictidae. The record is from RefSeq and is a predicted model, not a curated record.
AGGGAGCUGGCGUUCGCAGCUCUACAGAUAACCGUGGCUAGGAACAGUCAGUUUGAAACAGUGAUCGUGUGACUGUCGCUUAGAAUGUCAGCGAUGCAAUUGUUACUCGUAAUUUUCGGGCUAGCGGCGGUGUACGGUGAAAGAAAUGUGAGGCAAGAUGCUUUCCAACAUACACUGGGUCACUUGGGACCCCGGACCUCGCCAGCAGUGCAGGCCGACGCUGCUAAAGGUGUUGCUGAGAGGUUGCUGGGUGCAGAUGUAGCCGAAUUAUUCAUACUUAACGUGGAUCGGACCAUUGGUCCUAUCGGCAAAGAUACAUUUAUGAUAACAAAAAAUUCUCUCGGAAAAAUCGAAAUCACCGGCACUUCCGGUGUGGCCGCCACCUGGGGCUUGCACUAUUACCUGAAGACCUAUUGCAAUGCUCAUUUAUCAUGGGAAGGUAAUCAGCUAGAGCUACCGAACACGUUGCCAGACGUUCAAGUGACCGUUGUAUCGAACGACAGGUUUAGGUAUUAUCAGAACGUCUGCACUUUCGGCUAUAGCUCUGCCUGGUGGCAGUGGGAGCAAUGGGAAAGGAACAUCGACUGGAUGGCGCUUAAUGGGAUCAAUUUAGCACUUGCAUUCAAUGGGCAAGAAGCUAUCUGGGAACGAGUGUAUCUUGAACUUAAUUUAACCGUGGCCGAGGUUAACGAUCACUUUGGGGGUCCAGCUUUCUUGCCUUGGGCUAGAAUGGGCAAUAUCCGUGGUUUCGGGGGUGGGCUCAGCCACAACUGGCAUGCAGCAACCAUCCGCCUGCAGCACCGCAUUCUCCAAAGGAUGAGAGACCUGGGGAUUAUUCCUGUUCUCCCAGCUUUCGCUGGACACGUGCCAAGGGCCUUCAAAAGGCUGUUCCCUCAGGCGAACAUGACGAAGCUGGGCGUUUGGAAUCAUUUCGCGGAUAAAUACUGUUGUCCUUAUCUCCUGGACCCAACUGAUCCAUUGUUCCGGACGGUCGGCGAGAAGUUUCUCGAGGCGUACAUCAAGGAGUUUGGAACCGACCACGUCUACAAUUGCGACACGUUCAACGAGAAUGAGCCGCACACUAGUGAGCUGAGGUACCUGCGAAACAUUGGGCGCUCGGUUUUCAACGCUAUGAGCAACGUUGAUCCGAAAGCGAUAUGGCUGAUGCAAGGCUGGUUGUUCGUCCACGAGAGUACAUACUGGACUCCAGCGAGGGUACAAGCUUUCCUGAUGUCUGUGCCAAUUGGUAAAAUGAUCGUGCUGGAUCUCCAGUCUGAACAGUUUCCCCAGUACAAGAGACUGAACUCGUAUCACGGUCAACCUUUCAUUUGGUGCAUGCUGCACAACUUCGGCGGGACACUCGGUAUGUUUGGAUCCGCGAACAUUAUUAACCGUCGGAUAUUUGAAGCCAGAAACAUGCCAGGCAGCACGAUGAUUGGCACAGGCCUGACUCCGGAAGGGAUAAAUCAAAACUACGUGAUCUACGAUCUAAUGAACGAAAUGGCCUAUCGGGAGCAGCCUGUCGACUUGCAGCGAUGGUUCGAGAACUAUUCCAUUCGGAGGUAUGGCGCGAGGAACGAGUACACAAUUGCUGCAUGGAGGAGUUUAGGGGAAACGGUCUACAAUUUCGAUGGUCAGAGGAAAAUGAGGGGACGUUACGUGAUCUCUCGUCGACCAAGCUUGAAUCUCGCGCCAUGGUCCUGGUACGAUCCCGAAGAAUUCCUUAACACGUGGGCUAUCUUCCUAAAAGGGAGACACGGUAGAGGGAACAGCACUCUCUAUAGGCACGACGUGGUUGACAUGACUCGUCAAGCUCUUCAGCUGAAGGCUGACCAUUUGUACUUGGAUCUGAUGGACUCUUUCAAAAGGAGCAACUUCUCCUCUUUCAGAGAGGCUGCCAUAUUCAUGCUAGAACUCUUCGAUGAUCUGGAGUCUAUACUGGCCAGUGGGAAGGACUUCUUACUAGGCACGUGGCUUCGAGACGCUAAAGAUCUAGCGACCGACGCUGUAGAGGCGCAAGUGUACGAGUACAACGCUAGAAAUCAGAUCACUUUGUGGGGACCGAGGGGAGAAAUCAGGGAUUACGCGAAUAAGCAAUGGUCCGGAGUCGUCGCGGAUUACUUCAAGCCUCGCUGGAUGAUUUUUCUGGAUGAAAUGGAUGCUGUGCUAACCAAAGACGCGAAGUUGAACGUAACGAGCAUCAACGAAAAGAUAUUCGAGGAGGUCGAGAAGCCUUUUACAUUUUCUCGGAAGCUUUAUCCAACGGAAGCGAAAGGCGACUGUAUCGAGUUGGCGAUGAAAGUCUUGUCGAAGCUUAGCAAAGUCGGGAUCGCCAGGAAAAAUAGGGGAUCCAUACGGAAAGGCGUAAGAGGCCAGGGAAGAAUGAAGUUAAGAAACUCGAGGGCUUAUUGGAUGGAUCAUUAAAUACACUGAAUGUAAACUUUGUAAAGAUCGUUAAUAUUGAUAAAAGGACGUUCUACCGUCGGAUAGAAUUACAGAAUGAAACGGCAAAGAUAGAUUCGAAGAUCUUAAUCGAGUGCUAGAGAAAAAUCGUAGACCUAUAGAGACGGUAAAAAGGAAUUGUUGUUAACGAGUCGAGUGCUAGCUAGAUACAGGUACAUCGGGUACAGUAAAGUAUCUAGACGCAAGAGAGCCGUAAAAGUACUUCCGCUUGUCGCUGACAUCGUUCCCGCUGAUUAAAUGACGUCUUGGCAGUAAACGAUUAACAGAACCCUUCGGCCAACUGACUGCCUUCCGCUGUGUAAAUUAAUAAACGGAAAAUCCAUCGGUGAGAUUGAUUGAUUGUCGAGGAAAAUCAACGUUCGGCCUGAAAAAUCUACGACUUUUCGUCGCUAAUCCAGUCAACGUUCUCUCACGACUUGUAUCUUGACGAUUAUUUAUAAAUUACACCCUCAAUUGGCUGAGUUCGACGCACGGUCUACUAUAAUUAGUAAAAGAACUAUUAACCCUUUGCCCUCGAGAGGUGAUUCUCGGUCACCAUUUUGUUUCAUACAGUAAAACUACAAAAUUUGAUAGUUAAUUUAAAAUUUUAAUGUUAUACUGCGUACAAUGCAUCAAUAAUAAAUGAAAUAUUGAAAUAAAAUAGCAUUGUUCCACAAAAUAUCUUUGCCUCAUCAGAAAAUGUGAAAAUAUUUUUGGAAAACGUCCGAGUGCAAAGGGUUAAUCCAUAUUUUUGGAUCAAAUAUUUCGGAUGAAUUUGAUCUUGACAAUGGUAGUGUAACAAUAAUUUUGUAAUAUCAAUUACGUCGUAACUGUAAUCGUUGUUGGUAACGUUUUUAAAUAAAAGUUUGUUU